CAUUCUCUGACAUCACGAGUCCCUCGGCGGACGCAACUUGCUAUCAGUGACCACUGUCAGCCUGCGGUCACGCUGCGCCGGCUGCAGCGCAUUCGACGCCGCGUGUGAGCCGACCGAGUGAGCGGCCACUGAAGACGACCCGCAUUCAAUUACUUGCUUAGCAAUCUUACCAUGUCACGGCGCAGCAAAGCGCUUCCCCAGCUCCCCAAUGAUGGCGGGCCUGCAAGCUCGUCGGCCUCAACAGUCGUCGGGGAGCAUUCUUCCAUCUCUGCGGCUCUGGCGGAGCGCGAAGAUGGUGUAUGGGUCAAUGUGACCAAGCAGGCCAAAUUCAUCCUGCUUGGCGGUAUCCCAGUGUGGUAUCUCGAUGUGCAUGGGAGUGUUUUGCACGUACUAACGCACGGUGGCGAGGAUUGGACAAGGACCCUUGGACUGGUCACACUCGUCUUUCUGACAUCGACCGUCGUCCUGCUCGCCUACCUCGUUUUACUGCCCACGCGAGGUGUAACUCCUAAUUGGACUAAAUGGAACAAAGACGCACACCUUCGCGGUCUGAUCCCAGCGCUUACAAUGAGCAUCAUUGGCGGUUACAUCAUGCUGCUCCUUCUCCUCUCACCCUUGUGCCAGCCGAAGUCGACGAUGUCGAGCGUACUGGCGCAUGCUCUCGCAACGCGAAUAGGCGCAGCGACCGAGUCGGCCGGCGGGAAUCUGCAAGCGGUGUCGAAACAGCUCCAAUCGAUCUCUUCACGAGCUGCUGCGUCGCUCUUCUCGCUCCACCGGCCGCUCGUGCCGGCCCAGUCAAGCGGUUGGUUCUCCAGCGGCAGCUCGGAAGGGGGCAGCUACGGUGCAUACGGGAGCAUCGACACGAAGCGCCUACUGGCGGCGCUCAAGCUGCGCGACACCGCGUCACUUGCGGCGCAACUCAACGUACCCGCGAAGCGUCUCAACGAGUUCACCAGAUCGCUCGAGCGCGACUUGCAGAGCUUCACGCUCAGCUCGCUGCAGGCAUCGCUGCGGUCCUUCAGCGACGCAGGCUCUGCGCCGUGGAUCAAGAAGGGCGCAUGGGGCUGGCUGCGCGCCAUGGUAGGCACUGGGUCGACCUACCUCGGCAUCUUCGGACUCGUCGGGCUGCUGGGCAUCUUUGGAUCCGGUCAGAAGGCCGCGCAGCGCAGGAGGGAGACGAAGGCGAAAGAAAGCCUCUAGAGCGGCGUUUUCUCCCACCUUCAUACCUGCGCAACUGCAUGCACACAUCUCCCGUACUUUUUUACAUUCUGCAUAAAGAUCGACGAACCCGCCACGUACAGAUACGAUACCCGAUAAAUCUGCUUGAUGCCCUGUAAUUAUCAGAAUUCCAUGCUAUCAC
This is a messenger RNA of Tilletiaria anomala UBC 951, 1360 nucleotides long. RefSeq lists its product as uncharacterized. The transcript has 3 exons. Bases 172 to 1200 code for a protein of 342 amino acids. The record is from RefSeq and is a predicted model, not a curated record. Lineage: Eukaryota; Fungi; Basidiomycota; Exobasidiomycetes; Georgefischeriales; Tilletiariaceae.